Messenger RNA from Homarus americanus (American lobster), 4950 nucleotides. Its product is annotated as phenylacetaldehyde reductase-like. Bases 377 to 1696 code for a protein of 439 amino acids. The record is from RefSeq and is a predicted model, not a curated record. Lineage: Eukaryota; Metazoa; Arthropoda; Malacostraca; Decapoda; Nephropidae. The transcript is spliced from 9 exons. Gene Ontology annotation, molecular function: oxidoreductase activity, acting on the CH-OH group of donors, NAD or NADP as acceptor.
UGACUGUCAUGUCGGCGCGCUCAGGGAGGAGUGUAGUCUCGCUUCCUCACCUCAGACACUCACCACAGCUGAUACGGAAAACUAGCGCACCGUAACCGUUGCUAGCUCUGCUGCUAAAUAUCGUGGUGAUAGUGUAAAGUGGGUGCGAUUUAGGAGCAUUUCUGUCGUUUGGAAAGGACUGAGGUGCUUCAUAUUUGGUGAACUUUUGAAAACCACGCCCUAAGCAGACUUGUAACUUGCAGUCUCCCUGGCUAAGGCGCGGACCAACCAGGAGCCAGCCCGCGCGCGCCAACCACUUCCCGCCCAUACUGUGACUACUGAAUACAGCUCCAGCUGCAUAUCUCUGCAUUUUACCCCUCUUUCCCACUGAAACACCAUGUCUGAAGAAGCAGUGGUCCUUGUAACGGGAGUGAGUGGCUACUUGGGGUCACAUGUCGCCAAGCUGCUCCUGGAGGAGGGCUACAAGGUCCGAGGAACCGUCCGUAGCCUGGAAAAUGAAGCCAAACUCGAACCCCUGAAGAACCUCGUCCCUGAUGCUAAGUUUCCUCUUGAAUUGGUUGCAGCCGACUUAACCAAAGAUGAAGGAUGGGACAAGGCUGUAGAAGGUUGCUCGGGCAUCAUGCAUGUUGCAAGUCCUUUCCCUGAUGUGACCAACAAGGUUGUGGCAGAAGAGGAAUUGAUCGGACCAGCUAAAGAUGGAAGCUUAAGACUCCUCAAAGCUGCUGCUGCUCAUGCCAACACUGUCAAGCGAGUUGUCCUCACCUCUUCUUUUGCAUCUGUUUGCGGUGAACCUGUCCCAGAGCCCGAUAAAGAGUACAAUGAAGAAAGCUGGACUGAUGCGGAGUCUCCCACUAUUGAUGCAUACACAAAGUCUAAAGCCAUUGCAGAAAAGGCAGCAUGGGACUUUGUUAAAGAACUACCAGAUGACCAGAAGUUUGAAUUAGCAGUGAUCAACCCAACUCUUAUCCUGGGACCAGCACUUACAGAAGGGCAUAAGAAUGCCACAUCUGUCAGUUUUAUGGUACAGAUAGUAAAUAAGGUAUACCCCGGUGUUCCUCGCGUACAAAUGCCAAUUUGUGAUGUACGUGAUGUAGCAAAGGCACAUCUAAAGGCCUUAACAAUGCCUGAAGCAGUAAACAAUCGCCACAUCAUCUGCACAGACUCUGUUUGGGUGAAAGACAUAUCAAUGGCAGUAGCAAAGGAAUUUAAGCCCCAGGGAUACUCUAUUGCUACUGGCCAAUUCCCUUACUUUGCCUGUUGGUUGCUUGGACUCUUCAAUAAGGGCAUGAAAAAUACUAUCUUGCCCCGCAUUGGAAAAACUAUCAAGAUUGAUAAUAAGAGGAUGGUAGAGGUAUUGGGUGUAGAACCAACAGCCAUUGACUGUACCAUAAAUGAUAUGGUCUACUCCCUCGUUGAUCUUGGCAUUGCACGCAAAGCAAAGAAAUACAAGCAAGCUGGUUCACGAGCAGAGGUGCCAGCUGUAAAUGGAGAAGUUGAAGAAGACAAGAAAGAGGAGAAAGAGAGUGAAGAUAAACCUGAAGAGGAAGGAGAAAAGAAAGAACUUGAGCCUGAAGAUAAAGAAAAGAAGGAGGGUAAAGAAAUAAAAGAGGACAAACCGGAACAGAAGGAAGACAAUAAAGACAAAGAAGAAGCUGCAAAGGAAGAAAAGAAGGAAGAAACCGAGUCUGAGAAAUGAAAGUUGAAAAGGAGGAGUAAGAGUGAAGACUAUUCUGACCUCUCCAAAUUUCGUAUCUGGAUCAGUUUGAGUUUUGAUAGUCCGACUGAGUGUGGGGGGAUGGUGCAAACGUAUAAGUAGAGGCGAGUGGUCACAAAACUUUUGGGGAAGAAUGUCUAUAUGUGGAGUCUAUUAUUGUUUUGUCUGUUGAAAGGUGCUCAGUGUUUUAUGUUCUUCAAUACUUCAUGUGUAGUUUUAAUUUUUUUUUUAUCAGGUUUGUGUUCAGUAUUAAUUUUUUACCAUAUCUACUUAUAAAUGUAUGUACUGUACUGAGUCAGUGUGAAGUCUGAGAGGAUUUGUGUGUUACUACAGUAAUCAGCAGUUUGAACAAAAUAUUGAAGUGACAGAUUAUAAUGACUUUUCAAAGUAGCAUGGAAUCGCUAAUGCAAAUGAAUAGGCUGAGAAUAUAAGAUUUUAUUUUCCUCAUGAUUUGACAAUAACUUACCUAAAGUCACAAUUUUAGCAGCUUCAAACAGGAUAUUCCAUUUGAUUAAUUGAGGUGCCUUGAUUUUUUGAAACCUUGAUGUGAUAAUAGUCAGGCCAGACAAGAGGGAUGUUCUCCUUAAAACUUUUGGGAAUUGCACAUCCACACUGGCAUUUAAUUUACUCUGCCUUACUCAAGUGCAUCUGAUAUUUAUUACAGACUUUUAUACACAGAAGGCUUGAUUAUCGUAUUCUAUUAGCCUGUUUAAUACUCCCAUAACUCAAACUCCUCAAGAUCCUUAAACAAAGAUUGGCUGGAAUUACUAUCACUGCUAAGGGAGUAGUGUGAGACAGUAUUGGCUUUAUUAUCCAAAUAGUGAAUAAGCAGUGGGGGUUAGAAGGUAUUAUAUCAAGGAAGAAAGGUUAAUGACUGUGUUUACAGCAAAUCUUUAGAAUUAUUUAAGGCAAAUAUUUGUCAUGAAACUUUGCAAAUUGCCAUCGUAUUCCAUGAUGGAAUGUCAAGUUAUUAGUGGUAAUAUUUAUCUAACAAGGUGAAUCAUCAAAAUCUAGAUGCUCAGAAAUUAACAAGAUGACUUGCAGUUCACUUAGCAUAAAUGUCUGGAACUUGUCUUCCUCUUCUUUCUCUUCACAGGAGUUUUAUUUACCAAGUACUACAAAGAGGAUAGUCCAGGCACUAGACAAUUACUAUGUGUUUCUUGGUGUUGAGGUUUUGGGGGUUUACCUUUUAUCUGUGAUUAAGUAAUUGGUGGUGACAAGAAACCCUUACAAUGUUCUCCAUGCUUACAAUUUGUAGUAGCAUUUUCUUAUGAAUGUAUAUAUUUUUACUAUUUCUUAAUUUUGUAUGCACUUGUAUGAAAUGUCAAAUGAUGUGAUAUUUUUGUUAUUGCUCAAUUUAGUUUGCAGUAGAAUGAAAUUCUUAUCUGAUGAAAAGUUUCUGCAAUAGAAUGUGUGCAUCUUGCACAAAAAAACACACACGUAGAAACUCUGGUAGCUUUUGUACCAGCUAUAAUAUUCUUAUAACCCUAACAUUGAUUCUUGUAUAACAGGAAAUUGUAGUGAAGGCACAUUUUCAUUAUUUCUCUAAAUGUUGGAGCAUUAUUUUCUCUGCUGCUGCAAUAGCUUGUAAGUCCAAAUUAUUUUAUAACUCCAGGGAGUUUUCUCACCAUGACACUGAUAUGGUAAAUAUUUGAGAUUUAAAAGUCAUAGAAUUGGAAAGAGUUCCCUCUGAUGGGUGAUAGAAAUGAAAAAUUUAUGUUAUACUGUAUAUUCUAGAGUGAAAGUGUUUUUAAAAUCAUUGAAGUUCUAUAUUAUUUGCAUAAAACAUAACCCCAAAAAAACAAUACAAGGAAAAUCCGACAGGUCCAUGUUAAGCAUUACCAGAAUCACAAAUAUAAGUCUUUGAUAUGAUGGAGACUCAUGUUUGUUGCUACCAUAAUGUGGGAUCAGUAAGGUGAAUACAUGUUGGCUGGAUUGUACCUUGAUGGAGGUAACACUGAGUUAAUGCAUUUAAUGUCAGUCAUGACUUAAUGUGUGUAGCUUUUGAGGCUGUUCACUUCAUCCACUGGCUAGCAUUCCUUCAUUUAUUUUAUACAGAAGAUUUAUUCCUCGUAAAUGGGUAGUGCACACUAGGCCUAUCCUUAUGCAUUGUUUCAUUAUGUUAAAGAUAGUUUGCGGGGAGUGUACAGACACUUCUAGGCAGUCUCUUGAAAGUUCUUCUCGUGUUCCCAUUUCUCUUCAUAACACUUGUAACUACAAAAAUAGAAAUAUGUAAAAAAAAAAAAAAUAUAGCCUCCUGGUAUGUUUGAUAAGAUGGCUUAUGGGAUGCUGAGUGUUGCUAAACUGUGAGGGACAAGUAAAGUGGAUGUUUAUCUUGUACUAAGAGAAUGUUAACCUUUAUAACUUCCAUCAUAAGCCAAAACUUGUCGCUUCAAUGAUAUAUAUCCAAAGGUAGGUAGGUUUUUGAUAUAUACUGUAUUUAAGUAAAGGCCACCUUCACCCUGCCAUUACUGCCAAAUCUUGUGGGGCCAAUUCUACAGUGUCAGUAUAUGAUAUACAAUCAAAGUACGUAUAUGUUCAAGGCAGAUACUGUAAUGGAUCAUACUCCAUGCUUGAUGGGUUUAUUUUAGGAUUGAUUAUGAAUAUCAUUCCCUUCAGUCAGCAGAAACUAGUUAAAUGCACAAACUGGUAAAGGGCCAUCUUUAAUUAUAAAGUCUUUAUACUGGCAUACACAAAGUUCUAUUUAUCUUCUCACUUCCCUUCUCCCAGCUUAGAGUACAGCAGACAAUGAUAAAUUUCCACUCCACUAUUCAUUUACUGCUACAAAUGUGUAUAUGUGAUAGAAGCAACUGUCACUAGGGUAUGCUAAUGAUAAUGUAAUUAUAGAUGGCCCUAAGAUAUAUAAAUGUGAUUUAGGAGUUAAUUCAUGACAACGUCCAUCUGAUAACUCAUCCCUCUGCUCCUCCAUUAGAAUGAUUAAGUAUUGAAUGAAUGUAAUUUAGAUUGCAGCUGGAUGAUUAUUAUGCAAAGGCCAGAAAAGUUCAUUGUUAAGAGUUGGUGUAAGCUUGGCUGGAGCCAGAUUAAGAAGCUAAAAGUGAUCACAUGGAUAUUAAUAUAUGAAGCUCCCCAGUAAAGAUAGUAUUACAAGUAGUGAAUUGUUAUUUCUAUGCAUGUUACAAGAAUGCAGAGGCUGAAAAAGUGAAGUGAUGGCCAAGGUUUGCAGUGGUUGUGAUGGCUUUGUGAUGCAUCAAGGACAGUAAAGGCUGAGUCUGUAA